AUGGCAUCAGACCCAAUCCUGCCCAAGGAGGGCGAGCGGAAUAUCCUCAUUACCAGCGCACUUCCUUACGUGAACAAUGUCCCCCAUUUGGGCAACGUCGUCGGCUCUGUGCUGAGUGCGGAUGUAUUCUCGAGGUAUCACAAGGCUUGCGGCCGACCUACCCUUUUCAUUUGCGGAACGGACGAAUAUGGCACAGCUACAGAGACCAAGGCGUUGGAGGAGAAGGUGACGCCGGAGGAGCUUUGCGCAAAGUACAACAAGAUCCACCAGGAGGUUUACAAGUGGUUCAACAUUGGAUUCGAUCACUUCGGCCGCACUCCUACUCAGAAGCACACCGAGAUCUCUCAGGCUAUCUUCAAGCGCCUCUAUGAUAACGGAUUCCUUGACGAGCGCACCGCCGAGCAACCUUUCUGCGAGAAGCACGGCUCCUUCCUGGCUGAUCGUUACGUCGAGGGUGAAUGCCCCCGCUGCCACUACGACGAUGCCCGUGGUGACCAGUGCGACAAGUGCGGUCACCUCCUCGAUCCCUUCGACCUCAUCAACCCCCGCUGCAAGCUCGACGGAGCCACCCCGGUCCGUCGCGAGACGAAACACAUUCACCUGCUGUUGGAUAAGCUCCAGCCUGAGGUUGAGAAGUGGUCCACCGAGGCCAUUAGCAAGGGAGAAUGGCCCAAGAACUCCAAGGUCAUCACCGAGUCCUGGUUGAAGGAGGGUCUGAAGGACCGUGGUAUUACCCGUGACCUCAAGUGGGGUGUCCCCGUUCCUCUGGAGGGCUUUGAGAACAAGGUGCUGUACGUUUGGUUCGAGGCAUGCAUUGGCUACCCCUCCAUCACCGCCAACUACACCAAGGACUGGGAGCAGUGGUGGCGCAACCCGGAGAAUGUCCAGCUCUACCAGUUCCUGGGCAAGGACAACGUUCCCUUCCACAGUGUCAUCUUCCCCGCUACUCAGAUGGGUACCCGGGAUAAGUGGACUAUGCUCCACCACCUCAGCGCUACUGAGUAUCUGAACUACGAGAGCGGCAAGUUCAGCAAGUCUCGUGGUAUCGGUGUCUUCGGAACGAACGCCAAGGAGACUGGUGUCGGCCCCGAUGUCUGGCGUUACUACCUGCUGAAGAACCGUCCUGAGACCGGUGACACUCAGUUCGAGUGGCGCCCCUUCGUCGAUGCCAACAACAGCGAGCUGCUCGCCAAGUUGGGUAACCUCGUCAACCGUGUUAUCAAGCUUGUCAACGCCUCCUUCGGCGGCGUCAUCCCCGAGUUCACCGUUCCCGAGAGCUUCAGGCCCUUCGAGGAGGAGGUCAGCGGCCUCCUGAAGCAGUACAUCGAGGAGAUGGAGAGCGUCCACCUGCGUGCCGGUGUCAACACCGCCAUGCGUCUUGCCGAGGCCGGUAACGGUCUGAUCCAGGCCAACCGUCUGGACAACUCCUUGAUUGCCAACGAGCCCGAGCGCGCCGCUGCCGUCGUCGGUUCCGUCCUGAACCUGAUCCACCUGCUUGCCAGUGUCUUCGCUCCAUACAUGCCCGGUACCUCGGACUCUAUCCUGGAGCAGUUGAACGCUCCCUUCCUCAUGAUCCCCUCCCUGGAGGCUCUCAAUGAUGGCUGGAAGGCUGACAGCCUGAAGGCUGGUCACAAGAUCGGCAAGGCCGCCUACCUCUUCUCGCGCAUUGACCCCAAGAAGGCCGAUGAGUGGCGUGAGGCCUUCGGUGGCUCCCAGGCCGAGCGCGCCAAGAAGGCCGAGGAGGCUGCUAAGCUUGCCGCGAAGAAGGCCGCUGCCAAGGCUAAGAAGAAGGAGAAGAAGGAGAAGGGCAAGGCCCCCGGUGGAGUCGAGGCUACUGCCAAGGGUGGUGCCGAGAAGCCCAGCGUGACGACCGAUGGACCCCACGACGAGGCAGUUGAGAAGAUUGCCGACGGUGUCGCCCAGGUCACCCUUCCCACCUCUUAA
Messenger RNA from Penicillium cataractarum, 1944 nucleotides. RefSeq names its product methionine--tRNA ligase MES1. Bases 1 to 1944 code for a protein of 647 amino acids. Lineage: Eukaryota; Fungi; Ascomycota; Eurotiomycetes; Eurotiales; Aspergillaceae. The transcript is spliced from 2 exons. The record is from RefSeq and is a predicted model, not a curated record. Gene Ontology annotation, biological process: methionyl-tRNA aminoacylation. Gene Ontology annotation, molecular function: methionine-tRNA ligase activity; ATP binding. Gene Ontology annotation, cellular component: cytosol; aminoacyl-tRNA synthetase multienzyme complex.